This is a messenger RNA of Folsomia candida, 3459 nucleotides long. RefSeq names its product vascular endothelial growth factor receptor kdr-like. The transcript is spliced from 20 exons. Gene Ontology annotation, molecular function: ATP binding; transmembrane receptor protein tyrosine kinase activity. Gene Ontology annotation, biological process: protein phosphorylation; cell surface receptor protein tyrosine kinase signaling pathway; multicellular organism development. The record is from RefSeq and is a predicted model, not a curated record. Gene Ontology annotation, cellular component: signaling receptor complex. Lineage: Eukaryota; Metazoa; Arthropoda; Collembola; Entomobryomorpha; Isotomidae. Bases 155 to 3142 code for a protein of 995 amino acids.
AUAGUUUUAUUUACAAUUUUAAGUUGUGGUUUCUUUAUAAAUCAAUUUUAUUAAAUGCUGUGAAUUAAAAUUCAUCAUUUUAUGUAAUGUGCACAUGUAGACCACGUGCGUUGUGAAUAUUUACUUGAAAUUUUACAUUUUCAUACUUUUCGAGAUGCAUUAUUUAAGGAAAAAGUUUAUUAUUUUGUGUCUAUUCUUUCUCUUCAAAUUAAUAAUAUCUCAAGAAACUGAUUCCUGUAAUUGCUCAAGAAACCUUCAUACUGCCCAAAUAAAGUGCCUAGUUGAAUCGACAAAUAUUAACAGCCCAAGCUGUACCGUUACAUUUGGCCAAGCGGAUGAUGUCAUCAGUCAGGCACAUACGAGAUGCAUUGAGAAAAAUGUGUUUGCCACGGAAGGAGAUCAUCCUGGUCAACUGAGAAAAAUAGUGGUAUUUUGCACGGCUCCUUAUCCAUUGAGAUUGUCAUUUGAUGGGAUGAUGCCUCAUCAGUCAAUUGGGAUUGCAAAUUAUCGCUAUGCUAACCCGGAGUUUGAGAAUCAAACGCUUUCGAAAUUCAUUGUGAGCAUGGAUGUGGAGCCAGAAAUUACUGGAAGAUAUUCAAUAUUUCCACAAAAUGGAUUUUCUGACAGAAUGGGUGGAACUGUCGAUUUUUAUAUUUUUGCUGAAAAUGGACGUUUCGGACCAUAUCUUCUCAAUGAGGGGAAAAUAUUAAGACCAAUUUUCACCUCAAAUGCCUUAAUUCUACCAUGCAGGCCGUUUAAGAGAACAACCAACAUUCUGGUAACAAAGAAUAACGCUGCUUUCACGGAUUACGAUCAGUUUGAUACCAAAUUGGGAUUUGUAAUUAAUCUUACCGCAAAUAGACCUAUUUCUUCGCUAAUUGGAGAAUAUCAAUGCCUGGUAAACGAUUUAAUGGACGGGAUGGGUAGUAAAGUCACAAUUAUUGUGUCCUCUGCAGAUUUUAAUUCUACAAUGGCAGAAAUGAUUCCCCCACUAGAAGAAGUGCCGUCACUAGAAAAUCUUGAUCUGAAUUUGAACGUGACUGGAAAAUGGGCGGUAUGCCUUUCAGAAGACAAAUCUCGAAAGUACUAUCGACUAGUUAACAUGCGUUCCAGAAAUCCGCUGGAAUCUUCAAUGAAAACGUUAUGCUUUGCAGGAGAUGCAGAAUGUUUGGGAAAGCGGGAAGGAAGUUUCAGUCGAUGUCAUGCGUCCCCUCGGAUUUGCAAAGCCGUUGAUUUCAAAGAAGGCGGAGGAAUUAUUUCGUGUUUUCAUCGAAAUUCUAAAACUGUUAAGGAACCUCAUAACUACAUUCUGGGGCUGGAUGGGAAAACAUAUCUCAAUCCAGACACGAGAAGUGUUCCAAUUCAAGCGUUAAUGGGACUUAAAGCCGUUGGAAAUAAAACUAGUACAUUUUAUACGGAUAUUGAAUACUCCUUUACCUGCACUGCCGUCAGCUACCUAUUUGCGCAACCACUUAUGAUUGAUGUGCUACUAUCAAACGGAACUAGAAUUCCAAUAAGCCCAAGAAAUCCCCUGGAUGCCACGAACACUAAGGAAAUCUACGAUAUUUCCUCAACAAAUAUUGUUUUCAACAACUAUAAAGUCGAGGCAAAAUUAACUUUCGAGUCUGCGACUGUAACCAAAGUGGUCUGUUCAGCAUUUAUUUGGGACUUGGAGGAAACCCUUGAUCAUAUUUUGCUAGUUGAUGUUCAAAAGAGCUUAAGUCCCAGAUUUUCUGAGAACUUUCGGUCAGCAGAAUUCAUACGGGGACAAACUAAUGAACUCGAAUGUGACACUGAGGCCCUACCAGAGCCGGCAUUUGAAUGGGAAAAGGAUGGAGUUAAAAUCGAAGGCGAAACGAGCCCGAAGCUGAUUAUUUCAAACACUUCGGAUAAAAACGUUGGGAUGUAUUCGUGCAGGGCUAUAAAUGAGUUAGGCCGUGCAGAAAAACUAUUUCACGUGAAUGUCGUUGAUGCAGCAUCCAACGGCCCAGGAUUGCUCGUUACUGUUGGCGUACCAAUCGGGAUUGUUUUAAUUGCAACAAUUGUGUGUGGACUUUUGAUCAAAUACUAUCGAAAAACUCGAACUGGUUUAACACAAGCGGAAAUCGAAGAAUUUUUUAAAGGAAUUAAGACAACGGAUGUGCAGAAGACGAAGGAAGGGGAGAACGAAUACGUAUCCGUGAUUUCGGGCAUGCCUUACACCAAAGAAUACGAAGUUAGCGAUGGGAAAUUUAACAUAGACGAGACAUCCCUGCUCGGAAGUGGGGCGUAUGGUUUGGUUUACAAGGGUUCGCUGGACGGUAGAAAUAUUGCCGUAAAAACCUUGAAGCGCAAUGCCGACGUAAAUUACCUGAGGUCUUUGUUAACCGAAUUGAAAGUCAUGAUAUACCUGAACGAACAUCCAAACAUCGUAAACCUGGUUGGAGCAAAUACCAAACAUUUGGACAAAGGAAUUGUCUACGUACUGGUUGAGCUGUGUCCAUUGGGGAAUUUGGAAACCCAUUUAAAAAACAAUCGACAAAACUUUGUUAAUGAAAUGUGUGAUUAUUUAAAUAACCCUCUAGGAGCCUCGGUCGGGUCCUCCUCAUCAAUUCGUCCUUUAAAUACGUCAAAUCUACUAAAAUGGUCGGUUCAGAUUGCAUCUGCAAUGCAGUAUUUGGAAAUGAAGCACGUGAUUCAUGGAGAUCUCGCAACCCGUAAUGUGCUCCUGCAGGACAAUGACACCGCAAAACUUUCCGAUUUCGGGUUAUCCAGAAAAUUAUAUGAGUACUCAGAUUACGUGAAGCAAUCUAAGGAACCCCUACCUUGGCGACACAUGAGUUUAGAGUCGCUGAAAGAUUUGCACUUCUCGUCCAAAUCGGACGUAUGGGCAUUUGGGGUAACCAUGUGGGAAAUAUUUUCCUUGGGCGAAGUGCCUUAUCCUGGAUUAACUUGGAAUGUCGAGUUUGUCAGAGACAUUGAGAACGGGUUGCGUAUGACAAAAGCAAAAUUUUCAAGCAUAGAUUUAUUUGAAUUACAAUUACGAUGUUGGAGAAAUGAACCAGAAGAAAGACCAUCCUUUGCCGAACUUAAGAAGAUAUUGGAGGAGCAAUUAAUUCAAAUAAAAUCCAAAGAAGGAGGCGAAGGAUGUAAGUUUUAUUGACAAAACUUAAAUGGUUACGUAUUUAAAAUGUAUGUACAUAUGUAUUGCUUCAAAUGUAUUUAUCAGAGUGAAAUCCAUGAAACAAAUAAACUGUUAAUAAUUGGUGAAGUCAGAGUGUGCAAAAGCACGCAAUUUGAAAAAAAUAUAUUUUAAAAUGUUUCUAAUUUAUGUAUACGGGAAACAUUGUACGUCGGUCGUGGAUGACAAAUGAGAUAGGAGAACAUAGAAAUUUAUUUAUUUCCAAGUUUUGUCUUUCUGGUACUUUGAUAUUGUCAGACAAUACAAAUAAAUUCCAAUAAAUCUAACAUAUAUAGUAA